Molecule: messenger RNA, 4745 nt
Organism: Ruditapes philippinarum (Manila clam)
Lineage: Eukaryota; Metazoa; Mollusca; Bivalvia; Venerida; Veneridae
Exons: 9
Coding region: 303-4661 (1452 amino acids)
Biological process (GO): signal transduction
Molecular function (GO): protein binding
Source: RefSeq, a predicted model, not a curated record
GAAGGCUACUAUUUCUUGAAUCCGUAAACCUUAGGAUAGGAGAUGUUCUAUUUUGAAAAUAUCUUGUCGUACAGAUUUCUACAGACCUCCUACAAUUAAACAGAUUACCAAAUUAUCUCCUGAUAAUGGGUGUAAUGAAUGAAAUUCCAGAACAAUUAGGACUAAAAGAAAAAGAGACCAUAACUUGGGGAAAAGAUUUAAAAAGAUGAACAGCUUUCAUUGAGUUAACAAUUUUCUACAAUUCCAAAACGGACAACUAGUCUGCUUUUAAGACUACGACAAAUUUUUGCAUUUUGUUAAAGAUGAAGAACAAUUAUCAUAUGCUGGUUUGCUUUGUGGUAGAUAUUUGUGCUGAGGUAUUACGGAAAUAUUUUGUCAAACUAGCAAAAGCUGAUGCAGGGAACACUUAUACAUCACUUGAUGCAUACCUGUCUCAUAGAAGGCGGGAUGUGAUGCAAUUAUUCAAUAACAAAAGGCUCAGGAGAGAUCAGUAUGAUUUAUUGUAUCCUGGUAACGGCACCGCUGAUGAAAGCAAAUGGGACAUCUCAAUACUGGUAACAUUGAUAACAGAACUUUUUGCGCCACGCCUGCAGCCACUCGAAAAUUUCGCGUUGAAAACUGAAAUUUUAGGGAUUCGGAAGGAGUUGCGGAAUCAGCCAAAUACUGGCAAUAUUUCAGAUGAUGACUUCGAGUAUUAUUGGGGACGAUUGGACGUUUCUAUUAGGCUUAUAGCAAAGAAUGCGCUUGAUCCAAAUGAUGCAGCAUCCCUACAAGGGAAAAUAAAUCGGGUAAAAUGUAGUCAUCUACCAAAUCUCGGUGAUUGUUUACGAAUUUGGCAUGAUGAAACCCCUAAGCAGUUGUUGAACAUGAUGAAUGAAGUGCAGGCAAAUGCUGAAGAAAAAACUUCCAUUCUCAGAGAAGUGACGGUCCAGAAACCAGGACCUUCAGGGGACAAAAAUAAAAGAAUCAAAGUUGCUGAUGAUAUUCUGGCAAGGCUUCAAGCGGGGUUUGAGUCAACGAUGAAAGAACUAUCAGACCCACCAAAUGAAAUACCAGAUAUUCGAUCUAAACUAAAAGAUUGCCAUCAUGUGGUUGUCACCGGACGCAACAAUAGCCGUUACUUUGAGACCGCUCUUGCAGCAAUAAAGGGGAUGGACUAUAAUUACAAACGAUGUGUAGAAAUGCACACGUCGUCUGAUUGGCGUCACAUUGAUCCUAAAGAUGUAGACUUGGUUUUAUGUAGAGAUCCAUUUGGAGGAUUUUCUUACGAUGAAAGCAAAGCUAAAGCCAUGGAUGAUAUAUUUAAAAGCAUGAUGCAUUCAACAAAGAGAAAUAAUGGCGAUAAAGCCUUGGAUAUUGUCAUAGUAACAGACCUGAAUAUAUUGGAAGAGUGCAAAAUGCAUCAUGACCAUGAAAUAUUAGAAGAAGUGGUGAAGGUGUUUAAUGAUACAAGUACAAGUUUAGCACAACCGGCUGGUCUUUCAAGAGAAUAUGGAGGUCAAAAUCAAUACGUACAACCGACUUUGGAGUUAGUAUCCAGAAAUUUGAUAGUGAUGACGGAGAAUUUUUUGAUGGAAUAUAAAAUAUCCAGCAAUCAAGUGGAUGACAGUGUUUUCAGGACAGCGAAAAAGAAGUUCAAACAACAUAAAGCUAUAGUCUUAACAGGACUUAAGCAAUGUGGUAAAACUUCUGUAGCUGUUGCGUUGGCAUCUGCUUAUGAAUCAUCCGCAUGUUUACUUCUCAGGAAACCUAACGAUGUCAAUUACAUUGACUUUCCAAACAUCAGCUUAGUUAUAAUUGAAGAUUUUGCUGGAAAAUAUCGUUACGAAGAGAAUGAUGUGUACGAAUGGUACAACAUGUUUGACCACCUGUACAAUGCCGUUAUAGCAGGACAGAUGAACGUGAUAAUAACGUGUGAAAAGGGUAAACUAGAAAAAUGUAUCAACGAAAUUGGACGGCAUGCAAUUAUUGAUCACGUAGUGGAUAUACCUUUACAAACAGCUAUCAUAAAAUCAGAGGUUACUGAACGACUAGAAUAUGAGCAUGUGUAUGGACCGAUGGACACUACCACUCAGUCUAAGGAUUGCCCACCACCAUUGUCAGUGGUUCCUUCUCACGUGCCAAUCUUGCUGUCAAGUCAUGACACGAUUCCGGUUUCAACAGGGAAUACUUCACUUCAAGGCACAGCAGGAACUGAAGAUAAUACAAUACCAGAUGAGAUUGCAAGCGAUCCGAGAACAAGAGAACUCUAUGAAAAGGCACUACAGAAAGGCACAGAAAAAGACAACAUAAUUCGAGUAAUGGUUAUUGGUUGUUUUGGACAAGGCAAAACGUCAUUAGUAAGGAAAUUAUUGAAACAAUCAAUUGAAGGAGUUGAAACAACAAACGGCAUUGAUUUGCAUAGAUGUACAGUUAUCAACGAUGGUGACUGGAAAAUGUCAAACAAUAAAGAUCUCAAUAAAGAAACAGUUCAACGCUUGGUAAAUAUUGCACUUAAAGAAACAACGUACCAUACAACUUCUUAUGCUUCCCAUGGAGAAAACUGCCUUCCUUACAAACAUAAAUUAAUACCUAGUUCCGCAACGGAUAUCUCAAAAACAACGGAUGAAAGUUUAACAUAUCAAAUGAGUGGUAUCCAAAAAAAUGAUAAAUCUAAUGAGUACGAAGGCAAAGGAAGAGAAAACGUUAAAACAAACAGAUCUCAAAUUGCUGGCGCUGCUGAAACAUUAGCUAAGAAUAAAAAAGUCAAUUACGAAAACUUAAAUUCAUUCAAGACUGAAUUAGAAAUUGUCGAAACAAUUCAGGAGGAAAUAAAACUUGAAAACAAUGUCACACUAAAUAUUUGGGACUUCGGAGGAGAGUUUGUCUAUUAUGCAACUCAUCAAAUAUUUCAUUCAAAACAAGCUGUUUAUCUGCUUGUAUUUAAUCUAAGCAUAGCCCUGGACACAAUUAUCGAAGAUAAGGAGUUCCCAUUACAUCAAAAGAAAAUGAGGGAUUAUUUAAAAUUCUGGGUGACUUCUGUAAGCUCUUUUGUUGGGAGUAGGGAUGGAAUGGAACCCGCUAUUGUUUUAGUGGGAACCCACACGGACAAAUUGAAUGCGAGAAGCAAUAGUGAGGACUAUUUUGAGCAUGUAAGGAAAAUAUUUGACCACAGUGUAUGCCUUAAUCACAUUCAAUCGGAUCAAUUUCCAAUUUCAAACACAAAUGGGUCAGAAAGCGAAUUUGAUGCAUUACGAUCGUAUAUUACACGUUUAGGACAAAGACAAUUGGAAACAAGAAUUCCGGCUAAAUGGAUUCUCCUUGAGACGGCUCUUAAAAUGAACAAACAGAAAAAAAUAAUAACAAUAGAUAAACUUCUAGAAAUAGACAGUCAUACUGAUAGUCCGUUACAAACUGACAACUCAAAAGAAACCAUGGACCAGAUCAAACUGUUUCUGUCAUAUCAUCAUGCAAAGGGUACAUUCUGUUAUUUUGAUGAGGACAAUUUGUCAAACCAUGUUGUCUUAGAUCCACAAUUCCUUGUUGACGCUUUCAGGUGCGUAAUUACAUCAGAAAAGUUUUGCAAAGUGCGCCCAAAAAUGAGAAGCGUUUGGGAAGAAUUGUGUAACACCGCAAUUAUACGUGCAGAGCUUUUUGAAGAGGUUUGGAGACAAGAAAAAGAUAACAGUUUCUAUAAGUUUAAACAGCUAUUGAUAGAGUACAUGCAAAAACAUCAUAUUAUAGCGGAGGCCCUAGCUUAUGAGCUUGAGUCUGAGCCGGUCGUAAAAGGAUUAGGGUAUUUCAUUGUUCCAAGUUUACUCAAGAUUUCAGCCGAUGAUGACACUAUGAGGUCAUAUUUGGAAGGAAAACCAUUGUCAACCGUUUCUUUGUGCUACAAGUUUGAACAUGAAACGAUGGCGCCCUUUACUUAUCAGGCCUGUUUGGCCGGUAUUAUUGGACGAUGGCCACUUGCAAAGCUCGACAACACCUAUGUUUUGUUUGAUAACGUAACUGCAUGUGAAAUAGAGCGAGAACACGCUGGUGUAUUGAUGCUGACGGAAAAUAAACUCGAGCUUCUCGUUGUUAGUCUUUGUCCUCCCGACAAUGUCAAAGCUGAUGUCUGUGAUAUGUUUCGCCGAUAUGUAGAGGCAGUUAUGAUGAAAUGGAUGCGUAAAUUAAAUGCAAAUAAGCAUGAGGGACAGUUUUUCAGUCUUGCUGCGAGGUGUUUGCAUACAGAUCAUGGAACAGGGGGAAGUAGUGGAACAUUACCUAUUGACAAUAUACAAUCAUGUAAUUAUGAGAAAAUACGAUGUCCCGAUGGAAGAAGUCACUGCUUACAGGUACGCAGUAUUGUGAAGGAAUGGUUCAUGACGGAUUUUAAACAAGAUAAUGUUCCGAAGAGAAAGUUAUCAGAAAAAGAGUACAGCACUCUGGCAAUGGCAAUUGGAAACGGUUGGGAGCUGCUUGGAUUGCAACUUGGUCUUGAUAACAUAACUUUAGAUCAUAUUCGAAUGGAUAAAGAUAAUACUGCAGCGCGCAUAUAUGAAAUGUUUUUGAAAUGGGAUAUCAAGGAAGGAGACCAAGCUACCCUAGACGUUAUUGUACAAGCGAUAGAAAACUGCAACUUGGAAAAAGUACAUGUUAAUUUGGAUCUUUUAAAGAAUAUUAUCAGCGGGUUCUGAGCCUAUGAAUUCGUUAAGUGUGUCUUACAAACGAGAUAACGGUUCAGGUCGUCCAUAAAAAAAAACAAAGAAAUAAAAAAAAAA